AUGGUUAGCACGCCGAGUCGAUUUCUGCUGCUGGCAAUAGCCAUUGCAAUAAUAAGUGGCUCUCAGGGUGCAAACAUUCUGGGUCUCUUCGCCAGUCUGAGUCCCUCGCACUUGAUCAUCCAAAUGUCGGCGGCCAAGGUUCUGGCGGAAAAAGGACACAAUGUGACUGUGGUCACGUCACUAAAACCAGUAGUGACCCAUAAAAAUAUAAAUCUGAUCCAAGUGCCACUCUCCCAGGAGGAAAAACAGCAAAUGAGCGACACAAUUGGAAAGAUGUCACAGUCCGACAACAGCAACAUGGCUUUAUCCCUGCUCCGAAUGAUGGGGCAGAUGGAGUUCAUGUUCAGAAAGAAUGCAGAAACACUGAUGGACGAUCGAGUGAAGGACUUGUACCUGAACAGAGAUAACAAAUUCGACCUGGUUCUAUCUGGAUACUUUAUGAACGAUUUCCAGCUCGGAUUUGCUAGGAAGGUGAAGGCGCCUGUCAUCGUUUUGGCCACGAUGCCACCGAAUCAAAUGUUGAACCCACUGAUCGGAAAUCCUCUGGAGGUGGCCUAUGUGCCCUCAAUCAAUGACUCCGUGGAAAAGGGCAAGGGCUUGACCUUCCGACAGCGAUUGACUAGCUACGUUACCAGUGUAUCCUUUGCGCUUUUUCAGUACCUUACGGAGAGGCGGAAUCGGAAAUUGUUCAAGGAAAUUUUUGGAGAUGAUCCUACCAUUCCAGAGUAUUCUGAAGUCCUUAAAAACACGUCGUUGGUGUUCUUUGCAUCCCACGCGGCCAGCGAAGGACCCAUUAGACCCAAUGUACCUGGUGCCAUAGAAAUUGGUGGAAUUCAAGUUAAGGACAAGCCGGAUCCGUUACCCCAGAAUAUUGCAAAGUUCCUUGGAAAUGCAACUGAGGGAGCUAUUCUUCUGUCUCUGGGUUCAAAUGUUCAGGGAAGCCAUAUUAAACCAGACACGGUUGUCAAGAUGUUCAACGUCCUCUCGAAACUGAAGCAGAAGGUCAUCUGGAAGUGGGAGGAUGUGGAGAAGACCCCCGGAAAGUCAGACAACAUUCUAUACUCCAAGUGGCUGCCUCAGGACGAUAUCCUGGCCCAUCCGAAAAUUAAGCUGUUCAUAAAUCACGCGGGAAAAGGUGGUAUUACUGAGGCCCAGUACCAUGGAAAGCCAAUGCUUUCUCUGCCAGUGUUUGCAGACCAGCCGGGUAACGCUGAUGGUAUGGUCAAAAAGGGUUUUGGCCUUAAGGUGAGCCUCCUUACUCUGGAGGAGCAGCCGUUUCGUGAGGCAAUCCUAGAGAUCUUGUCGAACCCACAGUAUGCUCAAAAGGUGGCCUCGUUCUCUUCCCUCUAUCGAGAUCGCCCCAUGACCGCUAGGGAAUCGGUGGUCUACUGGGCGGAGUACGUCAUUCGACACCAUGGAGCAGUCCAUCUUCAGAGUCCAUUGGUGCACAUGAACUUCAUAGCCGCCAAUAAUAUUGAUAUUUACUCAUUUUUCGUCGUAAUAUUAGUUACUCUUUUACUUCUUUUGAAAGUGCUAGUGAAAUUUAUUUACAAUAGGUUAUUAUUAAAGCCGAAGAAGGAAAAAUCGAACUGAAAGUUUUUGAUAAGCUUGCAAAAU
Messenger RNA from Drosophila subpulchrella, 1617 nucleotides. RefSeq names its product UDP-glucosyltransferase 2-like. Gene Ontology annotation, molecular function: UDP-glycosyltransferase activity. The transcript is spliced from 2 exons. Lineage: Eukaryota; Metazoa; Arthropoda; Insecta; Diptera; Drosophilidae. The record is from RefSeq and is a predicted model, not a curated record. The coding region runs from base 1 to 1593 and encodes 530 amino acids.